Drosophila rhopaloa is the source of this 544-nucleotide messenger RNA. RefSeq lists its product as uncharacterized. NCBI's taxonomy places the organism in Eukaryota, Metazoa, Arthropoda, Insecta, Diptera, Drosophilidae. The record is from RefSeq and is a predicted model, not a curated record. The transcript has a single exon. Bases 108 to 524 code for a protein of 138 amino acids.
AGUCUCUGAAAAAGAAGUCAGCCUGCACGAUUGAAAAAUCCGACAUCGAUCCUCCUGAUCCUCCAGAGCAUCCUGCACCGCCGCCUGCUCCUUUUUCAUUCCGAGCCAUGGAGACUGUGCACAUGGCCAUCGGAUUGGUGAGCUUGGUGGCCCUGGUUUUGGUGGUCAGCCAUUCGGCUUCGCAGGUGGCUGGCCUGGUGGUGGAGCAAACCCGUGCCCCGAUCUCCGAACUGGUGUCCCGCGGAGGUCCGGUGGCGGAUCAGUUGACGGCCCCCGAGGGUAUAACACCACUGAUGGAGGGAGAUCGCAUGGAUGGCGCUUGCUCCGUGGUCCAAAGUAUUGGAGGUAAGGCGUGUGCAUUGGUGGGACCCUUCUUGCCCAAACUGGGAGGCGAUCGGAAGUCUGGGGAUUCCACCAAAGAAGAGGAGAAGGAUAAAAAGGAAACUGACGGGGAACCCAAGGCGGCAGCACCAGACGCCCCAGAUCCGGAAACACCCGCUGAGGAAGAUCCACCGGCAGAGUAAAAGGCUCCAGCUAUCAAAUU